Messenger RNA from Paramecium tetraurelia, 1797 nucleotides. RefSeq lists its product as uncharacterized. Lineage: Eukaryota; Ciliophora; Oligohymenophorea; Peniculida; Parameciidae. The record is from RefSeq and is a predicted model, not a curated record. The transcript has 6 exons.
AUGUAAGACAAAUAAAUUAUUCAGCUUUUCGAAAAAUACUCUAAACUUAAUGAUCCAAAAUUAGUGUUCUAGACAAGUGAAUAAAUUUUAGAAAGAGUAAAAGAGGAUGAUAUAACCUUCGUAUUAUCCAAAAUCAUGAAUUGUUUGCAAUCAACAGAAUAUGACACUACUAUCAAUUACGCCUUACUAUUGAAGCAACUAAUUUAGAAGUACUCAUCUAAACAGCAAAAAUUACAACCUAAAGCCAUAUUUGAUCAGCUAUAAUAAACUUUGAGCAAAAAGAACUCAUAUGGUAAAAGUGAGUUUAAGCAUUUUAUGCUAACCAAAUAUUUUGUCUAUUCUUACCUAGAUUUUUAGAACUUAUUAAAUAUUAUACUUGAAGAUAGAAAAACUGAAGAUUCAGAAUACUUAACCUAUGUCUUAUUGAAGCAUCUUAAACCUGAAAAUGUCAAAUAAGUUAGCAAUUCAAUAAAAAAUGAUCUUUAAAAUUUAACACCAAGAGUUUUUUGUAUUUUAGUCAAACUCCAAUAAUUGAGUCAAAAAGGAUAAUUCCAAUGGGAUAAAUAUCUUUAGGAAUAAAUUUUUGAUAGAUAGAAAUUCCACAAACUCUUAUAAUAGGCCAAUGAUCUAUUUCCAAAGAAACAGCUUUUCUAUUAAUACCUAGCUAUCUAUAUGGGAAAAUUUAGCCAAUCUUCAGAAAACUCAAAAAUUUUUGCUGAGUUCUGGGAAUACCUUUUCCAGCAAGAAGACUUGAGAAAGUUAAACUACAUCAUUUUAUCAGUUUUUAAAUAUUUCCUAAAAUCGACUUCUGUUCCACUAUCACUAAUGAGAAAUUAAUAAUUAGUUGAAUUAUGGUACAGGUAAUUUGGAAAUUCUAAUUCUGUUAUGAAAAGAUUAGCAAAUAAGAUUGAAUAAUACUUGACCUAAAGAGAGAUCACUUUUGAAGAUAUAGUUUACCUGAGAAAUAUCUAUGGCUAUCGAAUUCACCCUAAGAAUGGAAUUGCAUAAAAAAUAUUAGCAAAGUUCACAGAAGAGGAAAUAGAUCAAUAUUUCGAGAACAUGAAAUAACAAGAACAGUCUUCCACUGAUCCAAUCAAUAAACUCUACUAUUUAAAUGAAAUCUAUGUUCUUGCCACCGUAGGUAAUACAAACAUUAAAGUCUUAACAUCUAUGAUAAAGUAUAUUUAUGAAAUUGGUUGCCAAAAUUUUGAAUAGAUUUAUGAGCAAUUGGAUGAAGAGUCUAAGGAAGCAUACUAAUUUGAAGAGAUAAAGAAAAAGUUCUUGGAUUAAUGUUAGAGCUUCUUUUACUCACUUGUUGGAAAAGUAGCUGCUAAUGUGUAAGAAUUUGAUGAGUUGACGAAAUCCUUAUUGAAAUAACUUAAAAAAUCAGAAUUAAUUAAAUAGUAUAAAUUGAUUACAGGCAAAUAACCUAAAGAGUGUAUCAAGCAUUUAGUAAAUUCAAUCCUUAUGUUUUCACUUCUCAAUUAAGAAGAAGGAUUAUAAAUCUUGGAAGAGUUUCAACACAUUGCAGGUGACAUUUAAGAUGAAGAACCAUAAAUAAAAAAAAAGGUAAAGACUAAUCCAGAGAAGGCAAAAGUUGUCUUAACUGAAGUUUUUAUUUAAUUGUUAACUAAAUCUCCAUAAUUCUUGAGAGAUGCUGUUAAUUAGUGCUGCAAAUCACUUGAAUUUACAACAGAAUGUUUAGAGAUUUUAUUAGAUAGAUGCAACAAUAAGAGUUAGAUGAGUGAGGAAGGUGGAGAUGAAAGCUUAGAGGAAGAAGAAGAGGAAAAUUAAUGA